AUGGAGUCAAUUCCUUACUCUUCUAUUGUUGGAAGUUUGAUGUAUGCUCAAAUUUGCACAAGACCGGAUAUUAGUUUUGCGGUCGGAAUGCUGGGAAGAUAUCAGAGUAACCCGGAAAUUGAUCACAGGAAAGCUGCAAAGAAAGUUUUGAGGUACCUAAAAGGAACGAAGGAUUACAUGCUCACAUAUAAGAGAUCCAACAGUUUGGAAGUCAUUGAAUACUCGGAUACAGAUCAUGGUGGAUGUGUUGACACUAGAAAGUCCACUUUUGGUUACUUGUUCCCAUUAGCUGAAGGAGCAAUAUCGUGGAAGAGUGCAAAGCAAUCCGUCAUUUCUACAUCCACAAUGGAAGCAGAAUUUGUGGCAUGUUUUGAAGCCACAAUUCAUGCAUUAUGGCUGCGGAACUUUAUUUCAGACUUGGGGUUCGACACCAUUACCAAGCCGCCGAAAAUUUAUUGUGAUAAUCUUUAG
Lycium ferocissimum is the source of this 471-nucleotide messenger RNA. Its product is annotated as secreted RxLR effector protein 161-like. The transcript has a single exon. The coding region runs from base 1 to 471 and encodes 156 amino acids. The record is from RefSeq and is a predicted model, not a curated record. NCBI's taxonomy places the organism in Eukaryota, Viridiplantae, Streptophyta, Magnoliopsida, Solanales, Solanaceae.